This is a messenger RNA of Camelus dromedarius (Arabian camel), 6819 nucleotides long. RefSeq names its product unc-5 netrin receptor B (gene UNC5B). Gene Ontology annotation, molecular function: protein binding; netrin receptor activity. Lineage: Eukaryota; Metazoa; Chordata; Mammalia; Artiodactyla; Camelidae. The transcript has 17 exons. The coding region runs from base 465 to 3302 and encodes 945 amino acids. Gene Ontology annotation, cellular component: membrane. Gene Ontology annotation, biological process: anterior/posterior axon guidance; netrin-activated signaling pathway. The record is from RefSeq and is a predicted model, not a curated record.
AGGGCGAGCGAGCGGCAGCGCUCAGCAUUGUGGCAGGCGGCGGAGGCCCGCGAGGGCGCCGGAGCCGCCGGUAGUGGCGGGGCGCAGGGAGGCGCGCACGGGGAAUUGGACGGCGCGGCGUCGGCCGCUGCGAGCGCGACUGAGCGCUCUCUCCUUCGGUCGCCUAACUUCGGAGCCAGGACGCCGGAGCCCGGGAAGCGCUCGAGCCCCGGAGCCUGAGGAGCGCAGAGAGGGGCGCGCAGAGCCUGGCUGAAGAGCGGGCGCAGACACCCAUCGAGCUCCGAGCGCCAGGCAGCCCUCUGCGAAGCGUGGCUGCCGCUGCCCCCACGGAGGGCACGGGCUGGCGUGGCCCGGCGCCGGGGAGGACGGCGAGGAGGAGGCGGCGGCGGCGGAGACGGCGGCGGCGAGACUGGGGCCAGGGAGAGAGCCCCGGGGGAGAGGCGCCCGAGCCGGGCCGCGGGAGCAUGUGGGCCCGGAGCGGAGCGCGGGGCGCUCUGCUGCUGGCGCUGCUGCUCUGCUGGGAUCCGAGUCUGAGCCAAGCAGGCUCUGAUUCUGGCAGCGAGGUGCUCCCGGACUCCUUCCCGUCAGCGCCAGCAGAGCCGCUGCCCCACUUCCUGCAGGAGCCACAGGACGCCUACAUCGUGAAGAAUAAGCCAGUGGAGCUGCGCUGCCGUGCCUUCCCCGCCACCCAGAUCUACUUCAAGUGCAACGGCGAGUGGGUCAGCCAGAAUGACCAUGUCAUGCAGGAGGGCCUGGACGAGGCCACCGGCCUGCAGGUGCGAGAGGUGCAGAUCGAGGUGUCACGGCAGCAGGUGGAAGAACUGUUCGGCCUGGAGGAUUACUGGUGCCAGUGCGUGGCCUGGAGCUCUGCGGGCACCACCAAGAGUCGCCGGGCCUAUGUCCGCAUUGCAUACCUGCGCAAGAACUUCGAUCAGGAGCCUCUGGGCAAGGAAGUGCCCCUGGACCACGAGGUUCUCCUGCAAUGUCGCCCACCAGAGGGGGUGCCUGUGGCUGAGGUGGAAUGGCUUAAGAACGAGGAUGUCAUCGACCCCAGCCAGGACACCAACUUCCUGCUCACCAUCGACCACAACCUCAUCAUCCGCCAGGCCCGCCUGUCAGAUACAGCCAACUACACCUGCGUGGCCAAGAACAUCGUGGCCAAACGUCGCAGCACCACUGCCACCAUCAUCGUCUAUGUGAACGGUGGCUGGUCCAGCUGGGCAGAGUGGUCACCCUGCUCCAACCGCUGUGGCCGUGGCUGGCAGAAGCGCACACGGACCUGCACCAACCCCGCCCCACUCAAUGGAGGCGCCUUCUGCGAGGGCCAGGCCUUCCAGAAGACUGCCUGCACCACCGUGUGCCCAGUCGAUGGUGCCUGGACAGAGUGGAGCAAGUGGUCAGCCUGUAGCACCGAGUGUGCCCACUGGCGCAGCCGCGAGUGCAUGGCGCCCCCGCCCCAGAACGGGGGCCGAGACUGCAGCGGGACCCUGCUCGACUCCAAGAACUGCACUGACGGGCUGUGUGUGCAGAAUAAGAAAACUCUAAGUGACCCCAAAAGCCACCUCCUGGAGUCCUCGGGGGAUGUGGCGCUGUACGUGGGCCUCGUGGUGUCCAUCUUCGUGGUCGUGGCUGUCCUCAUGGUGGUGGGGGUGGUGGUGUACCGUCGCAACUGCCGAGAUUUUGAAACCGACAUCACUGACUCAUCUGCCGCCCUCACUGGCGGCUUCCACCCAGUCAACUUCAAGACGGCAAGGCCCAACAACCCACAGCUGCUACACCCUUCUGUGCCUCCGGACCUCACAGCCAGUGCUGGCGUCUACCGAGGGCCCAUGUAUGCCCUGCAGGACUCAGCCGACAAGAUCCCCAUGACCAACUCACCCCUGCUGGACCCCCUGCCCAGCCUCAAGAUCAAGGUCUACAACUCCAGCACCACUGGCUCUGGGCCUGUCCUGGCGGAUGGGGCUGACCUGCUGGGAGUCCUGCCACCAGGCACAUACCCUGGUGAUUUUGCCCGGGACGCCCACUUCCUGCACCUGCGCAGUGCCAGCCUCGGCUCCCAGCAGCUCCUGGGCCUGCCCCGUGACCCGGGCAGCAGUGUCAGCGGCACCUUUGGCUGCCUGGGCGGGAGGCUCAGCAUCCCCGGCACAGGGGUCAGCCUGCUGGUGCCUAAUGGAGCCAUCCCCCAGGGCAAGUUCUACGAGAUGUACCUCCUCAUCAACAAGGCAGAAAACACCCUCCCGCUUUUGGAAGGGACCCAGACAGUAUUGAGCCCCUCGGUGACCUGCGGGCCCACGGGCCUCCUGCUGUGCCGCCCCGUCAUCCUCACAGUGCCCCACUGUGCCGAAGUCAGUGCCGGCGACUGGAUCUUCCAGCUCAAGACCCAGGCCCACCAGGGCCACUGGGAGGAGGUGGUGACCCUGGAUGAGGAGACCCUGAAUACCCCCUGCUACUGCCAGCUGGAGGCCAGGUCCUGCCACAUCCUGUUAGACCAGCUGGGCACCUACGUGUUCACUGGUGAGUCCUAUUCCCGCUCGGCUGUCAAGCGGCUCCAGCUGGCUAUCUUCGCCCCCGCCCUCUGCACCUCCCUGGAGUACAGCCUCAGGGUCUACUGCCUGGAGGACACGCCUGUAGCACUGAAGGAGGUGCUGGAGCUGGAGCGGACCUUGGGAGGCUACCUAGUAGAGGAGCCAAAACCCCUGCUGUUUAAGGACAGUUACCAUAACCUGCGCCUCUCCCUUCACGACAUCCCCCAUGCUCACUGGAGGAGCAAGCUGCUGGCCAAGUACCAGGAGAUCCCCUUCUGUCAUAUUUGGAGUGGCAGCCAGAAGGCCCUGCACUGCACCUUCACCCUGGAGAGGCACAGCCUGGCCUCCACGGAGCUCACAUGCAAAAUCUGCGUGCGGCAGGUGGAAGGGGAGGGCCAGAUAUUCCAGCUGCACACCACACUGGCAGAGACGCCUGCUGGCUCCCUGGAUGCCCUCUGCUCUGCCCCCAGCAGUGCGGUCACCACCCAGCUGGGACCCUAUGCCUUCAAGAUCCCACUGUCCAUCCGUCAGAAGAUAUGCAACAGCCUGGAUGCCCCCAGCUCGCGUGGCAACGACUGGCGGCUGUUGGCACAGAAGCUCUCCAUGGACCGGUACCUGAACUACUUUGCCACCAAAGCAAGCCCCACAGGUGUGAUCCUGGACCUCUGGGAAGCCCUGCAGCAGGACGACGGGGACCUCAACAGUCUGGCGAGUGCCUUGGAGGAGAUGGGCAAGAGCGAGAUGCUGGUGGCCAUGGCCACUGACGGGGAUUGCUGAGCCGCCCCAGACCCGCAGGCUGGGAGGGACCAGCAGGAGGCCGGCACAGGCGGGCCCGGGGCAGCCUCCUGUGGGGCAUUUGGGCCUCCUCUGCCCCCGAGCUCACAGCCAGAAUCGCCCCUCCUCCUCCUCCUCCUCCUCCUCCCCUUGCCUGCCCCCACAGACCACGACCAGCCUUAGGAAAUCCAUGGACUUUGUGGCUGGGAGGACCCAGCAUUCCUUCCCCAUCCCCUGCUGACUCUCCUGACCUCAGACCUUUGUGCAGGAACCAGGAUGAGGCUGGGGCCUCUGGAGGGGAGCAAGGAGGUGGCCCUCCCACCCUCAGCCCCGGGGCCCCGGGGCCCCGGGGACAUCUGUUUUAGUUGUGUUCUUCAUUUUCUUCCUCAGUUACUGAUUUCUCCCUCCUCCUGAAGCCCCUUCCUCCUUUCACACCAUUUUCGUCUUUGAAGAGUCAAGUACAAUUCAGACAAACUACUUUCUCCUGUCCACAAGUGAAAAGGAAGAGGAAAGAAAGAAGGAAAGAAAGCAAGCUUCAGACUGCUAGUAAGGCUCAAAAUAGAAGAAAAACACCAGAACCACAAGGGAAAAGAAAAACCCAGUUUCUUAGGAAACGCAAAUAAUUUAUUAUCCAGAUAUUUGGAUAAGUCCUUUUUAAGAAAAAAAAAGAAAAGAAAAUGAAAAAACAACACACAAAAAAAUAGAAAACACUUUUCUUGAGUGGAUGAGUGUGGGCAUGCUCAUUGGCUCUGGCCAGGAGCAUGUGUGUGUGUGUGUGUGUGAGCGUGUGAGAGAGAGACUCAGGGAGAGAGACUGAACAGGAAACAUUUUCCUGCUAAUGAUUCUACCUUAGACUACAUUCUUACAAAGCCUCAGCUUCCCCAGUUCUACGGGAUCAGAUGAGGUUUGAGCCAUGGUCCCAUGUUUUCCUCUAAAAUUCUAAGCAGACACUUAAUCCAUAAAGCCAGAAGCCUGAGGUCUGGUGUGGAGUGAGGUCCCCACUCCCUCUCACAGCCCAGGCGGAUGCCCCAAGGCUCCUCUGGGCUCCUAGGAAUCUAGAUUAAGAGGCCCUGGGUUGGACAAUGUGGAUGGGCCAGCCCAGCUGUGAGCCAGGGAGAAUUUCCAGUACUGUUGUCUUGGUGGCUCAUGGAGAGGGGGUGCAGCCCAGAAGUGGGGCCCUAGCAGAGAAAGAAGUUGGGGAUAAUCCCCUAUGAACACCUCUCCCCUGACCCCAGGAUGGGGCCAGCCGGGGCACCCCGACCCUCAGCCUCUAGACCAGGUGGCUGGAGCAGGGUGGCGUUCUCUUAAUGCCAGGGAGUCCAGGAGCUGCCCUUCCCAGCCUUGGUUUCUCCUUCUGUAAAACAGAAGGGAUGGAUGAGAGGGCCUCUCUAGCUGCAUGAACUUCUGGGCUUCAGGGUGAUUUUGAGGAGCAUGUGAGCAUCAGCCCUGUGGCCUGGGAGGCUGGGAGGUGGGUGGCCUGGCUGUGCUUUACACGCCGCCCAGAGUGGAGGAGGAAGGGUGGGAGGCUUUUUUUCCAGCUCCCAUCUCUGCAGGCACCUCCCUUCCACCCUCUCCUCGCCCUCCCGGGGCAGUCUGGGAGAGCUUGAAUAAGCUUUGACCGGCAGGGUUGCCAGAGUGGAGGGUUCCAGAAUGUUCUGAGAGGCCAUCAGGGUCCCUUUUGGCCAUCUGGCAGUGGCUGGGACCAGAAUCUUGAGCAGGUGCAGAGACCUCAUCAAAAGCCUCUCCUCCUUGGUACCCAGGGCAAAGCAAAUGCUAGUGCUGGGCACUGACCCCUGGGCUUGCCACACAGGUCUGUGAGCAGCUGCUGGGACCAGCUUGGGCGUAUCUUGCCUUUGCAAGUCUGGUCUCCUGGGAGGAAAGCAGGUUUCGGGGCUGUAGUCCCAGCCAGUGUUCCCACCCUGGCCUGCCGUGCACUCGGGGAUUUAUUGGAUGGGGGUUCUCACCAGCCAUCAGCCCUGCUAGGGAAUGGGUCGGCUGUGGGCAUUCACAGGCUCUGGGUUUGAGACAGGGUUCCUUUUUAUCAGGGCUGCCAAAGGGGCCAGGCCUGCAUCGGACUUGGGCCCCUGAGGCUGAGACCACGGCUCUUUACCCCAGCGCCCAUGUGGACGUUGCCUCAGACAAAGGCAGUGAGCCUUCUCUGCCAAGGUGCCUGGCCUCAGUGGGCUCAGCCUCCCUGCUUGCUCCAAGUCUGAGCUGUGGGAGCCCAUGUGCUAGCUUGAGGGCAGCCUCACCAGUGCUGCGAAGGGCUUUACUGGUGCUGUUCCCCAGCUGUACGAUGCCCACAGGCAGCCUGCAGUCCAAAGACCUGUGCUCAAGCUCCGCUUUGCCAUUAAACUGCUGUGUGACCUCGGGCACAUGAUGGCCUUCUCGGGGCCUCUUUUCCUUUUUAUACCUAGAAGUCCCCACAGCUGCUGUCAGAGACCCUUUGAGCCUUGACACGUCAUCAUUGUAGGCUUUUGAUGGGAACCCUAGUGGGUAGAAGUUGACUGCGGUGUGCUAUGCCCUUCCUCCCCGCCCCACCCUCAGAAGCCAGCUUCCUCAGAUCCCAGGACGGAAGUCCUUGGUGGAUGAGGCCAGGCCAGCCACCCAGGUGCCAUUUCUAAUCUGAUUUCCCGAAAUUGUGUACCAGGGCCUGGAGCACAGAACCAGUUGGCUGCAGCCUCCUGGGAGGGUUCAAACUGUUCAGCUUUAUAAAAAAAAGCCUAGAACGGAUUUGCUGGCCCCAUCAAUCUACUGAGGCUGCUGUGACUACAUCUGCACACUGCCUGCCUUGGGGUAGGAUGGUGAUUUCUCUGCUUAUUCAGACCUGAGAAGCAGCCCCAUGCGGCCCAGUACCUUGAGAGCAGCAGAUUAAGUGCACAGUGUUUAAGUCUCUCUCCUCUCCGUGUGCUUGCACACGCAUGCGUGUGUGUGUGUGCUUUGAUCGGGCACAUCAGCAUGCCCCUCCAGGAAUAUGUCCCCACGUGUGUGUGUGUGUGUGUGUGUGUGUGUGUGUGUCUGUCCUCCUCGCGUCCAUGCUGGGACAUCUGGAGGUUGGCAUGCCUGUUUUUGCCCUCUCUGAGUCCACAGGGUCAGUCGGUGUAUCUUCUACGUGCCUCUCCCUCUGCCUUCUCUCGCAGUGCCCCAGGCUCCGGAGGGGCUCCAGAGGGACCCUCCCCAUCUCCUGGAUGAUCCAGGGCCCUCUGGUCCCCAUCCCCCAGCAACCAGACAGCUGAGCCAGGUCCCUUAGCAGGUCCUCUGAGGAGAGGUGACCAGGAGCCUGAGUGCAAGGAGCAGCUCUCCUGGGGGCAAAGGGCUGGACCACCUGCCUGGGCCAUCGACAUGGUAAUAUGCCCAGGGCUGCAGGGCUGCAGGGAUGGCCCUAAUCCCACCUCUGUUUAUUCUGUAAACUACAACCUGUAAAUAACGUUUAGCAUUCCUAUUGUAACAAAAUUAAUUUUUAUGAAAUAAAUUAUAUUUCCUAGUCUAAUAAAAGAAAUCCAGGUUGUAUUCUGCUGUC